CGGGAAUUUCAAUCACGAUGAAAACCAGAGAAUAACGUCGAAAGAGUAGGAUACCGAGGAAGGAGGAAAGACGGAGAUCAGUGAAACGAACAGGUUCGUUCCUGCAACAUAUCGUCAUCGUCGUUCAGAAGGAGAGAGUGCUAAGAAAGUAUUUGAAUGGAAGGACAAAGUCCUUGAUUGUAUCUCGUCGAAGAACCUUUGCCGGUAGAGAGAGAAGAAGUACUGGGGGAGGAGGGGGAAAACUUUUUUUUUUUUUUGUCUGGUUGUGUUCCAUUUCUAGGGUUUUAAAGGGAAAAUGGACACCGUCCAGUCCUCUGAUACUGUGAUGGCAGAGGCUGCACCCCCACCGGAGCCGCCUCCCCAGGCAGGGGUGAUUCACCCCGGAAUCGAAAAUAUCCCGGCAACCCUAAGCCACGGCGGACGGUUUAUACAGUACAAUAUAUUCGGAAACAUUUUUGAGGUAACCGCGAAAUACAAGCCUCCUAUCAUGCCCAUCGGGAAGGGAGCUUAUGGUAUCGUAUGCUCAGCUAUGAAUUCGGAGACAAACGAGCAAGUAGCAAUUAAGAAAAUCGCUAACGCGUUCGACAACAAAAUUGAUGCUAAGAGGACGCUUCGCGAGAUAAAGCUUCUUCGCCACAUGGAUCAUGAAAACGUUGUAGCAAUCAGGGAUAUAAUUCCACCACCUCAAAGGGGGAUUUUUAAUGAUGUUUAUAUUGCAUAUGAGCUGAUGGACACUGACCUGCAUCAGAUAAUUCGUUCCAAUCAAGCAUUAUCUGAGGAGCACUGUCAGUAUUUCCUGUAUCAGAUCCUCCGUGGAUUGAAGUACAUACAUUCCGCCAAUGUUCUGCACAGGGACUUGAAGCCUAGCAAUCUCCUCUUGAAUGCUAAUUGCGACUUGAAGAUAUGUGAUUUUGGGCUAGCUCGUAUUACGUCAGAAACUGAUUUCAUGACGGAAUAUGUCGUUACAAGAUGGUAUCGAGCACCGGAGCUGUUGCUAAACUCAACAGAAUAUACUGCUGCAAUUGAUGUUUGGUCGGUAGGCUGCAUUUUCAUGGAGUUGAUGGACCGGAAGCCUUUAUUUCCUGGCAGAGAUCAUGUGCACCAGCUUCGUUUAUUAAUGGAGCUGAUUGGAACUCCAACUGAGGCUGAUUUAGGGUUUGUGAAUGAAAAUGCAAAGAGAUACAUUCGGCAACUUCCUCGUCACAUUCGACAAUCAUUCACCGAAAAGUUUCCACAUGUUCACCCUGCAGCUAUUGAUCUUGUUGAGAAGAUGCUAACAUUUGAUCCUAGGCAGAGGAUCACAGUUGAGGAAGCGCUUGCACAUCCCUACUUAGCAUCACUUCAUGACAUCAGUGAUGAGCCUAUCUGUUCGACUCCUUUUAGCUUCGAUUUUGAACAGAGUGCACUGACAGAGGAGCAGAUGAAGGAUUUAAUCUAUGGUGAGGCUUUAGCAUUUAACCCCGAGUUUCUGCUUAAUUUAUGAGUCAUCAUGCCCUCUCAGUUCCCCUCCAUAUGGUCCUGGCUUCUUGUAUGUUGUGCAAUUGAUUUUGUUGAUGUAUAUAUGUGAUUCACAUGUUGGCUUGCCCUGGAAUUGUAUAAUCUGAUGAUGGGGCAUGAAAUUUGAAGAUCCAUAGAAUUGCAGGGUGUCUGUAUGGAGGUGCUUGCAUUAUUUACUACAAUUAGGGACCCUUUUAUGUUGACAAGACUCUGAAGCUCAAUUAUCACCAACAUGGCAAUUUUAAGUUAGAACGACAGCUAGGUAUCGUUUGAUUUUUACAAAUGAGAUCUUGGCUAGGAUGUAAUUAUGCUCAGUGAUUGGUGUUGCCUCUCAAGGCAAGAUAUGUUGGGCCUGUUCGAGAGGAAUUCUUAGGUUUUUGUAUUUAUCCAUUAUCUCAUUAGUAGGUGAUGAUGCUUUAGUAAUUGGAUUAAAUGACCGUCUGGUUAUUGUUUUGGUGUUA
Molecule: messenger RNA, 1958 nt
Organism: Macadamia integrifolia
Lineage: Eukaryota; Viridiplantae; Streptophyta; Magnoliopsida; Proteales; Proteaceae
Product: mitogen-activated protein kinase homolog MMK1
Exons: 6
Coding region: 296-1483 (395 amino acids)
Biological process (GO): protein phosphorylation; intracellular signal transduction
Cellular component (GO): nucleus; cytoplasm
Molecular function (GO): MAP kinase activity; ATP binding
Source: RefSeq, a predicted model, not a curated record